Paramuricea clavata is the source of this 11305-nucleotide messenger RNA. The record is from the annotation of a GenBank genome assembly. Lineage: Eukaryota; Metazoa; Cnidaria; Anthozoa; Malacalcyonacea; Plexauridae.
GUCAUACUAUAUCUACAACCAAAACAGCACAAUGGUUGUACGACGGUGCCUUAUCUUAUUCAUUGCUACAGUACUGUCCUACGCUGGCAGACAAUCGUAUGGAUCUACACUCGGACAUCGUGACCAUUAUCAGUUUAGGAACGUCUCUCUCCCAUGGGAUGUUAGAGUUGAGGCAAGUACAAUGUAUCCCAAGGAAUACGCACGUUUGCAUAAUUUGCGCAAAUGUCACAGCUGUUCAGAAGAUGCAAAUAAGAACAAAGCAAUUAUAGUCGAUUGUUCUCAGCAGAAAGAAUCAAUCAUAUCACUCCGAGAAGCUGCGAGGCUUCGUGAAGAUUUGUGUAUUUUUAUUAUUUUAACCUAUUGUUCAUACCGUAUCCAAUUACAUACAUCAUUAUUUUCGUAGACUUCUGCUGGUAACUUUUAAUGUGGCAUUUGUUUGCUAAUCCAAUGGUACUCAAACACAAAUCGUUUCCUACAUAAUAAUCAAUGAAAAUCCGACUAAAACUUAAUGGUGGCAAGUUAUACAGGGAAAAAAGGAAACAAGGAUAAACUGAAAUCAUGAAUUACUAUAAUUAAUAGUAAUACGAUUUAUACUGUGCUAAAGUUGCGAAUAAGUGUUUUAACAUUUAAACCCAUUAAGAAUAUACAUUACUAAAAGCAGUAGUUUCAAUUGAACUAUUAUAAAUUGCAUGGGGUUCGAAAAUACAAUAAAGCAACUAAUUACAACCAGAUGCGUUCGGUGCAAGUUUGGGCAUGCAGUAAUUAUGAAUGACUUAAAAUCUUGACAAUGUCGAUAAGGCCGGAAAGCCAGCACCCAGACUGCGAAGGCUAUGCUCGACUGAUCCGGAAGACAAACCGCAUACAGACAAUCAAACCUAUGUUGCAAAAGCAUAUGUAAAAUAUGCUACCAAUUUAUAAAAAAAAAUUGGCAAACGUUCAAUGCUCGACUCAUUGCUGCUUUUUUUCUUGGCACUUUGCCAUUAUAUUUCAGCCAACUACCUUACAUAGUUGCUGAGCAUGUCAAUUUCAAGGCUCCUAAAAUUUCCCUUAGAUUGGUAUAAGCUAGAUUCAACUUUAGUAUAUUUAUGAAUUAAAGUUAGUAUUUAUGAUUCAAAAAGGCAUUACUAAUAAUUCAUGAGAAAAACACAAAGAAAAAUCACAAGCGUGUCGUAUCUUUAUAUGUGAUAGAGAUUUCCCUUGAUUUACAUGAACUUUAACGUUAAUUUUCUCGACUUUAAUACACAACAUAUUUUUUGAAAAUUACUUCGCCAAUGAACUAGAUCGAUUGUUUUUGAAGCAAUUUAAAACAUUCGCAGUGCGUGUUUUAUCAGACCUAAAGAUACUCGGAUUCGCCUCGUAUCUUUAUAUCUGAUAAAAAACGGCUAUUCAUGUUUUAAAUACUACAUUAAAGUUUCUUUUUAUUAAGUGUGAGUCCCAUAUUCGUAGUUUCAAAGCUUUUCGAGCAUUUUCAUCACAACGGUUGAAAAAUCAUUAUCCAAUGGAUAUGCGCACAAAUGAUCCAAGAAUUAGUCGGAGAAGAUGUAUGAAAAAUUACGAAAAUUUUUCAUACAACAUUAACAUGUUUUAGGACUUGGUGAAGAGAUUAACACUAGAGGAGAUUAUUGAUCAAAUGGCGCAUGGAAGUUGGAAGGAUGGAGGUGCCGAUAUCAUCAAUAUUUUCUGCAGUUAAUAGACCUUACCGAUUAUUCUCUUUUACCCAAUGGCCUCGUUUCCAUGUUAACGUAUUUAGCAUGUCAGGGGCAGAUAAAGAUUAUAUUCCCAUGUUUUCCUGGACGAAUUUGUUUCUUGCUGUUCUCAAGCUCAAUAACAAAGUAAUUUUCAACCCUACUAAGCACAAAACACGAGUAAGUAUUCGACACGAAAACGAGGCCAUUGGGUGAAAAGUGAAUCAACGGUAAGAUCUACUCUGUUUUAACAUACACAACCUUUCCAAUUUCCAAUUGCUUGUCAUUUGCCACUAUAGGUCCUGCGCCAGCCAUUCCCCGUCUGAAUAUCAGUGCUUAUCAGUUCGGAACAGAAUGUCUAAGUGGCGACGUCGAAGCUGGGGAUGCAACGUCGUUUCCUAUGUCAAUUGGCAUGGUAAGGAGAAGAAACGUUUCCACAGGACGCCGGAACGACUACAGGGCAAGGGGAACACAUUUCAGGAAGGAUAUAUCCAGGCAUUGAGGCAUCUGCUGUUGGGGUGCGCAGGGGUGGGAAAAAUAGGCGAGGACUGCUCGCAGGAAAUGUUAAACAGCUGCAGGAAAUUCGUUUAAAUGAAGAUUUACUAUUGAAAAUUUGAAGCCAUGUCCCACUAUGGACGCAACAACAUAUGGUUGACAGACAUUUAUUCCUUGAAUUUAAAACCAUGAUCAGCUAGAACAGAUUUAGCACAAAAAUACUCCGUUGGUCACUUGGUCUGCAGGAAAUUUUUGUCUCCAGGUUGUGCUCCAAUGAGGACGAAAAUUCUUUUUUCGUCCUGGGGGUGCGAGAUGUCAAAGGAUUUUAUUUGAAUUGGAAAUUCAAUGUUAAAAAUUUACCUUCAAGCAUUAUCAUUGCAAUAAAUAUAGCGCCUCUAAUUCGUAAAAAAUAGGGAGAGGGUAUGGGGUUCAUUCCAUUCACUGAAAUUGGUUACAGUUUUCUAAACAGUUUUCUAGACAGUAAUCUAAACGUGUUUUUUUAGGCUGCAACUUUCGACCCUGGUUUAAUUUACCAAGUUGCCAGAGCUACUGGUAUCGAGGUUAGAGCAAAGGUAAGACACUAAGACAGCGAACUAUUUCUGGUUAUAUUACUGUAAAGUUUUAUUCCAAUCAUUAUGUCUGGAAAACUUUUUGUGUGUGUUACUCUGAGUGUGCAUCCAAGGGCGUUGGAACCGGGGGGGGGCAGGGGGGGACAGCCCCCCAGGUUUUCCAAAGUGCCCUUUCUCCAGUAGCAAAGUGCCCUUUUCUUGCGUGAAAAAUGUCGUUCAGAUUGCAUUUUUUGCCCAAAGGGCACUUUUGAAAACUUGAAUUUAUGUUAUUUGCGGAAAAUUUUUCAUUUUUAAAUGCCUUUUUUUUUUCGAAAAGUGCCCAUCAAAGCCUGGCCCCUCCAACUUUUAGAUGCUUCCUACGCCCCUGUGUGCAUCCACAUCUCGUAGCUCAGUUGUAGCUCAGUUGGUAGAGCAUUGGACUAGUAUCCCAAAGGUCACGGGUUCGAUUCCCACCGUGGUCAGGCAAACUUUUCAGCUUGCCCGGUGUGGAUGCACACUCAGAGUAACACCACAAACAUCACGUCUUGAAAAGCUUAUACAUUAAAAUCAUAAAACAACCACAUGCAUAAAUAGAAUAACAAUGCAGAAUUUAGUGUUGUUUAUGAUUCAUAUAGAGUAUUAUUAGUUGAGGUAAUUAUUACAAAGAUAAAGUUUAGAAUGAACAAACAGCAUAACUAGAAAAAACAGCAUCAUUUUCAUUUGUUUUGUAGCAUAACAGUUAUGUAAAGGCUAAAGAAUACGGAAUGCACACUGGUCUAAGCUGCUGGUAUGCAAUCGCAAUAAUUAUUCGCCAGCUUAACCAUAUUAUUUAGAUUUAUAUUUCAUCGGAAACAAUUUUUCCUAGUCAUAAAAUUCUACUGGCCUUUAUUCACGGAUUGUUUUCUGAACAGGAGUCCGGUGAUUAACAUAAUGCGUCAUCCACUAUGGGGUAGAAAUCAAGAAACGUACGGGGAGGAUCCUUAUCUUACAUCAAUCUUAGGACAACAGUUUGUUCAUGGACUGCAAGCAGGUAUAAAGAAAAAACUAUAUAGUUUGCUUGUUUGUUUCGGUUUGUUUGUUUCGAUGUUUAUUGUGUUUGUUUCUUUUCUAAUCGCCUGUGAUUGUUUAGAUGAAGUAUUAAAUUAUACUAUUUGUCCGAACUUUUCUUCAUCAGAUCAUCCAAGAUAUGUAUUGGCUAAUGCAGGAUGUAAGCAUUUUGAUGCGUACAGUGGUCCAGAAAAUAUUCCUCAAAGUCGGUUUAGUUUUAACGCCCAGGUAAGCUAACUUUAUUUACACUGUGUCUGUGUCAGUUCUAUACAGUUCUAUGCAGGCCUUAUUUUUGCCAACAAAAUGCGUGUGGUUCUGACGUGGUUGGGCAUGGUCAAUGCUGUAUUUUGGAAAUUGUUAGGAAAUAGGUAACUGAUGGGAAAUGAGCAUGCAGGUACCCCCCCCCCCCCCCUCGUUACUCCCCUGAAGGAAUGGCAGUCCGGACGCAGAGAUGGCACCAGUGAUAAUACAACUUUACUUUCAUUUAAGGUGAGUGAUCGCGAUUGGUAUAUGACAUAUCUACCUCAGUUCCAAGCAUGUGUAGAGGCGGGAACAUACAGCAUCAUGUGUAGCUACAACAGGUUUGUCCAUGCUCAGUUUCCUGUGUCAACAAAAUGGUAGAUCGUUUAACCAUUUAUCAAUCUUUCCAUUUUACUAUCUAGUGUCAACGGUGUGCCUGCUUGUGCAAAUAAAAAACUGCUUACGGAUAUACUAAGAACGAAAUGGAAAUUCAAAGGUGUGGUGGUUAACCUUGUUAAUGUCCACAACCUACACAUUUGUCAACAAGAUGUGUUCGCAACAGGCUUGCAGCAAGCUUGUCAACAAGUUGUGACAAUGUUGUCAAUGUACCAAGUUGCCACAAAGUUGUCACUCACAACUUGUUGACAAGUUGCUGAAUUGCACUCAAGUUGCUGAAUUGUACGAAGAUAACAAAUUGUUAAAACAACUUGUUACAAGUCUGUUGUCAACAACAUUGUUACAGUUGGGAACAAGCAGUGCGAACACAUCCUGAUAUAACAAGUUGUUGAAACAGCAUUGGUACAAGUCUGUUACAAGUUUGUUACAGGUUGUACGUUUUUACGUUCGUAUAGUCCUUGACAGGAGGAGUCUUGUCUUGUUUUUUCAGGUUAUGUUAUAAGUGAUGAAGGUGCCUUGGGUAAGGUUUUAUGCUCUUCUCUCGUAUCUCAUUCUAGGUUAUUGCUAAGCUAAUACGGAAAACCAAAGCACACGAUUCUUUUCUGUUCUCAAAAUUUUUGCUAUUGUCUCUUCAUCGUAAGAAUUUAUAUUUGUUUGUUGUUUAGAGUUCAUUCUAUUUUUCCACAAGUACACGAAGACCAAAGUAGAGACGGCUGCUGCUGCGGUGAAUGCUGGGUGUAAUCUGGAGCUGGGCCUGCCUAAUGUAUCCAAGAAUAUCUACAGUUAUCUGGGGGAGGCUGUCACAGAGGUAGAGUGGAUAACAUAGAAUACAUUGGAAUAAGGUGGAGGUGCGGGAAGGUAGGAGAAGCGAGAAUUAGAAGCCUGUGAUUAUAGCCAAGAACAGGGACCUUUAGCUAGCAGGACAGCGACAGUUAUUAAUACAAUGAAAUUUACGAUAGUGUGGAAAAGAAAUCUGUGUACAGCAGCUAGCAAACCAAAGAUUUUACGUCUUGCGUACAACGCCUGCGUUUUAAGCUGCAAGAAAUGGUACUUGGAAAAUUGGCUUAGUAGUGGUAGUAGUCUUCUCUAAGGAGAGCUGAUAAGUAGUAGUCUUCUCUAAGGAGAGCUGAUAAGUAGUAGUCUUCUCUAAGGAGAGCUGAUAAAUAGUAGUCUUCUCUAAGGAGAGCUGAUAAGUAGUAGUCUUCUCUAAGGAGAGCUGAUAAGUAGUAGUCUUCUCUAAAGAGAGCUGAUAAGUAGUAGUCUUCUCUAAGGAGAGCUGAUAAGUAGUAGUCUUCUCUAAGGAGAGCUGAUAAGUAGUAGUCUUCUCUAAGGAGAGCUGAUAAGUAGUAGUCUUCUCUAAGGAGAGCUGAUAAGUAGUAGUCUUCUCUAAGGAGAGCUGAUAAGAGGGCGAGAAUAAAAAACGUAAGAAAGAUCAGUGGGUGACUGGUUGGAGAGGUGAGAUGUCUGAGAGAUUGGUGUCAUAAGGGUAGGAGGGUGAAAAGAGCGAGAGGUUAAAGGAGUGGCAAGAUGGAUAGGUUAGAGAGAUGAGAGGUUGGAUGGGUGAGAGGGGCGACAGGUCAGAAGUUGGAGUAAUAAGAGUAUGAGAGUCACAAGAGGUCACAAGAGGUCAAAGGGGUGAAAUGAUGGUCGGAUGAUAGUUUAAAGGCGUGAGAGCUUACAGAGAUGAGUGGUUAUAUAAGAUGACAAAAAGACAUCGUCUGUAAAGGGAACGGGUGAAUAAUACUCCAAAACUAUUUUUUGUUUCAAAGAAAUUGGUGAACGAAUCAACAUUACGAGAACUCGUAAAGCCACUGUUUUACACAAGGAUGAGAUUGGGAGAGUUUGAUCCGCCAGAAAUGAACCCUUACACAAGGUAACAUGUCAUGUAGCAUUGAGAGGACUUAGUUUAAUUUGCUUGUUCUUAUAUAAAUAUCAACAGUUGUGAAGUUGACCCACCAUGUGCCCAAAAUGCUGCCUGGUAACAUUUACUGCAAUCUGCCGAUACUUCUACUAACCUUUACAGCUUGGAUUUGUCUGUGAUUCAGAGCAAGAAACAUCAGUUGUUGUCGCUAGAAGCUGCCAUCAAAUCAUUUGUUCUGUUGAAAAAUGAAAAAGAUUUAUUACCACUAAAGGACUUGUCCAUGAGAAUAACGGUAUGUUGCCUGCAACAAUUCACUGCCAUCAGCAGAAGCUUAUAUUUCUCAUAAAUAAUAUAAAUCUUAUUUCCCUCAAGAUACUUGGACCAUUUGCCAAUAACAUUGCUGGACUGUUUGGGGAUUAUUCACCGGACAUUAUGGCAAGUAUAGAGGAAACAAAUUUUGCUGAGUAUUGAUAAAAAAACUAAACAAACUUUAUUUAUACUGGAUAGUUCUAUCAGUUCUAAACUGGUCUCCAUGGAUGUCCAGUAAGAGUCAUCUUUUAUAGGUACAGUGUGAGUACAGGCCAAGAACUGCGUUGUUAAUCGAGUCAAACUGGAAGCACUCUUCUCACAUCCAGCUGAGGCGAAAUUCUAAUCAUGCAACUGCAUAUUGCACGAAUGGGAUUUGGGUCCCAAAAGGCGAAAGAUACACGCCUUGGACAUUGUUCCACCUUUCUACAGCCUGCUUAGCCUCACCCUGUUUAACUUGUGUUUUCUUUCAGAAAUCCUACGUGUCUACGCCUUACUCAGAACUUUCUUUGAUCAUGGGAGAAAACCUGACAUACUUGGCUGGAUGCGAGAACCCGACAUGCAGGUGGGUAAAAUCUGGAGGGAUUUCUGUUAUGGAAAUUUCGAAUGAAACUGAUAUACAUAUUUUAGACCUGACGAAAAGCUGCUGCGAAAAACGCAACGAUAAGGCCCUCCGGCAGGAAUCGAAAUUUUAAUAUAUCAAUGCCGUAUUGCUUAUAAUUCAUAAUGUGAAAUUAUCAUUUUAGUACAUACUAUCCUGGUCCGGUAAUGGAUGCAGCGAAAAAGUCUGACUUAGUGAUCGUUUGUCUUGGGACAGGUAUAUCAAUCACUGACAGUUUCCUCCCGUAGUAACACUGGACCAUAUAAAGAAUGGUCUUCACUUGACCUUCAGAAAAAACAGUUUCACAACUGAUAGAGCACACGAGCAAUAUGUGACGACCCUUACUGGACCCCUGGGGAGAAUAGUCCAGAACUGAUAGAGAUGUCCAGUAUACAGUAGAUAAAGUUAGUUUAGACUAGGUUUCCUCCUGUAGUAACACUGGAUCAAUAAGACAUAUCCUUACUGGACCUCUAGGGAGAACAGUUUAGAACUGAUAGAGCUGUCCAGUAUAAAUAAAGGUAGUUUAGACUAGGUUUCCUCCUGUAGUAACACUGGAUCAAUAAGAGAUGAUCCUUACUGGACCUCUAGGGAGAACAGUUUGGAACUGAGAGAGCUGUCCAAUACAAAUAAAGUUAGUUUAGACUAGGUUUCCUCCUGUAGUAGCAAAGGAGCAAUAUGUGACGACCCUUAUACUGAAUCUCUGGGGAGAAUAGUCCAGAACUGACAGAGCUGUCCAGUAUAAAUAAAAUUAGUUUAGGCUAGGCUUCCUCCAAUACUGACACAAGACCAUGAAACAAAUUAAACCGCUAAGCAUAUAAUAUUUUCAAUCAUUAGGUAUAACAAUAGAAACGGAAGGUCACGAUCGAGCAGACUUGUCCUUACCUGGGCAUCAACUCGAGUUACUUCAAGACGCUGUAUCUGUGGGUAAACCAACAAUACUGGUGCUGUACAACGCCGGGCCGGUAGACAUCUCCUGGGCAAAGGAUAAUGUAGAUGUGAUCAUGUUGAACUUCCUGCCAGGACAGAAUGCAGGGAAAGCUCUGGUUGCAGUUUUACUCGGGUACGCGAACCGUGCAGGACGACUGCCUUAUACUUGGCCAGUUAAUAUGGACCAGGUAGGCGAAUGAUUCAUUUUGGUUGUUAUACUUUGGUUGAUUGUUAUUAUUUAAGCGUUUUGGUGAGACAGUAAUUAGUAAAUCUUUCACCUUUGUAACCAGGCUUUGUUUCUUGUAAUAUGCAGUUGUCUCAUUAUAAUUUCGCCAUGGUCGCAUGCGAGAGGAGUACUUCCAGUUCUAUAAAUAAUUUUAUGCAUUCGUGCGUUACUUUUAAGUAUAAAAUACUUUAUACUUAAUGUGUGUUAGUGUUAUGUACUCAGGUGAAUAUAUGAUGUUUGUGGUGUUACUCGUCCAAUGUUUGUGGUGUAUUCUAGUCAGUCCAAUGCUCUACCAACUGAGCUACGCGAGGUCAAGUCGGUUCGAGUUGGUGAUAUUUCGGAACUGAGUCUAGUUCCUUCGACAUCAAUGUAUUCUAAGAUAUGAUACUUUUUGUGUGUGUUGGUGUUAUGUACUCAGGUGCAUGAAUAUGAUGUUUGACUUCGUAGCUCAGUUGGUAAAGCAUUGGACUAGUAUCCCAAAGGUCGCGGUUCUAUUCCCACCGUGGUCAGGCAAAAUUUUCAGCUUGCCCGCUGUGGAUGCACACUCAUAGAAAUACCACAAACAUUAUAUCACAUGUAAUAGUGACAAAUUGUGAAACUGUCAGAGUAUGUGUUCUAAUAUGUCAUUUGGUGAUCUGGCCCUCAGUCACUCUAACCCUUAAGAAAGAAGAGUUUAGACAGAACUGAGAAAGCGGUCUAAUAAAGGUAGUCAUUUUACUGUAACUCACCCAAAUAUAAAGCAUUCUUGUUUCAUAGGUUCCAGACAUGACGAACUAUUCAAUGGAUGGACGUACGUACAGAUAUUUCAAAGGAGAUCCACUCUAUCCAUUUGGAUACGGUCUGUAAGUAAGAGAUAAAUUUUAGAGAGAACCAAUGUUACCACAUAGAUUAUCACCACCACCACCACUACCAUCAAAACCACCAUAUUUUACCCAUAACUACCACUACCAUUCUGAUUACAACCAUCAACAACAAAACAAGCACCAUCAUCACAAUUAUCACCAUCACAUUAUUGCAACCACCAUCAUUAUUUUCACCAUUAUAAUCUGUAUUUUUCUAUAGUUCAUACACAAACUUCAACUACUCAAACAUAGUGGUACCCAAAGAAAUAAAGCCUUGCGAUCAAGCUGUGGUCACUGCAGAACUUAAAAAUAUUGGAACAAGAAGUGGGGAGGAGGUUAUAGCAAUUACUUUCUAUAGACCAUAUAUUUCUAUUUCGCUUUUUGAAGUGAAGACUCGCUACCUUCUUUAACAAAACGUGGGCAUUGUUUAUCUAAAACUAGUUGUUGAUAUGCCAGCAGCUGCUGUGGUUAAUGUCUGAAGUACUUCAAGAAGACAACAGCUUAUAUUCUAUUUCACUGGCCCCCAUGUUUAAGAUAGUUGCGUGCAUGGUAUAUUAUUAUUUUCAUUGUAGGUAACUCAAGUGUAUAUAAACUGGCCUAAUGCUACAGUACCAGUACCACGAAUGCAACUGGUUGGUAUGAAAAGAAGUUUUCUUGAAACGUCUCAGUCUGUUAGAGUAAGUAAAUGGAGUUAAGGAGGUUUUCACUGACCACUGUCGUGUGGCAGAUGAUGCUCAACUGGCAGUUAUAGGAGUGAGGACAUUAUGUUACUUUCAUUGUGGAUAGUAGUUUUGUACUUGGUGACAAAUAAAAUCGAGAAAUGUAGACCAAUUUACUACCAUGAUACCAUCUGCUGCCUUGGGACACUUAUUGAAACCUACCAACAGUUGCAAUAGCGUUCAUCUUCACUAUCACAAUAACCAUCAUCAUCAUCACCCAUGAAUGACCACCAUCACCAAUAACCAUCAUCAUCACCCAUGCAUAACCACCAUUACCCAUAACCAUCAUCAUCACCACCAUGCAUAACCACCAUUACCCAUAACCAUCAUCAUCAUCACCAUGCAUAACCACCAUUACCCAUAACCAUCAUCAUCAUCACCAUGCAUAAUCACCAUUACCCAUAACCAUCAUCACCAAUAACCAUUAAACAUGCAACUAACUAUACAGUAGUUGAUUGUGCAGUUUAUAUUCAUUUUCUAACCAUUCAUUUUGCUUUUAGCUCUCUUUCACAAUCCAAGCAGCACAGUUCGCUGUCUAUACAAAUGAAAUGGUCAUCGAACCUGGUCUCAUUAAUGUUUACCUUGGUGGUCAGCAGUAUGGACAGAAGACAUCCAAUCCAUCCAAUGUACUUCAUGCUGUCAUCAGUAUAGUGGGGACUAAAUCUGUGCCAUUAAGCCAAUGUGGAGGGAUGAUGGUGUAGAAUAGUAUCAAAGGAAAAAUACUAAACAAAACACAACAACAACAACAACAACAACAACAACAACAACAACAACAACAACAACAACAACAACAACACAAGAAAACAUUUAUACAUCACAAUUUAAUUCAUAAAUACUAUUUGACAUUUUCUAUACACAGCUAAAAUACUAAAAUACGUGUUCAUUGCAUAGAUUAUAUUAAUUUAGAUUUUAUUCUAAAAUAGUUACUGCAUUAAAUAGACUACUGAACACGUGUUCAUUGUGUGGAUUAUAUUAAUUUAGAUUUUAUUCUAAAAUAGUGACUGCAUUAAAUAGACUACUAUAUACACGAUUAAAUUAGAUCUAUGAAUGGUUUAUGUAAAGGGAGUAUACUGUAAACAGAGUUAAUACAACACACGACAGUGACAAAAUUUCACUGACAAUAAGAGCGGGUACUAAGCAGUUCCUUUUGCUUAAAUUAUUUGAGAGAUUAUUCGAAGGAUAUUUAAUAUUCUUGAAGGAUAUUAUUCCACGUCCAGAAAGAGCCAUCGACGUUCGCCUGUAUACGUGAAGGAGAAAAUAGCCUCGUUUUCAACAAACCACAACUUUUAGACGUCGGGAGCAACUGGAGGAUGUAACUAAAUAAAAAAAACAACAAGAAAAAAUCAGUAAAAAUUAAGUAAUGAUGAAAAAUACUCUCCUCUCAAGGAAAAAUAAGACAAGACUCAUCAAUA